This is a messenger RNA of Pterocles gutturalis (yellow-throated sandgrouse), 1040 nucleotides long. It is a transcript of the gene GINM1, whose product is annotated as glycoprotein integral membrane 1. Lineage: Eukaryota; Metazoa; Chordata; Aves; Pterocliformes; Pteroclidae. The record is from RefSeq and is a predicted model, not a curated record. The coding region runs from base 40 to 888 and encodes 282 amino acids. The transcript has 7 exons.
CCCGCUGUUGUUUUCCAGGAAACGAUCAGAGUCAAUGUUAUGAUGUUGAAAACCAAUGGAGAAUUUCACAAAGGACAGGUUUUUUUUAAUAUCACCUAUGUUAACGGACAGGUAUAUCUAAAUGAUUUUCCUAUGAAAAGUGGAGUUGCACACAUAACAUGUCAGACAGUAAUAUUGGAGAAUGGAAACUUGGAUAACUUACCAGAUCAGCAGCGCCUGGGAACCGUCAGCGUUCGCAUCAUGGUUCACGAGUGGCCUUUGGCAUCCAGUUCUAAUUUGCAGCUGAUUGUCAUUCAGGAAGAAGUGACAGAGAUUGAUGGAAAACAGAAAAAAAAGGAAGAAGUAACAGAAAUAGAUAUUUUAGUGAAGGACUUGAGAGUACUUAGACAUUCAAACUACACUCUCCCUUUGAAAGAGAGCAUGCUGUAUUCCAUCCCAAGGGACAACGACAUGUUAUUUACACUUCCCAACCUCUCAGGAAAAGAUAUUCAAGAUCCACUGCAAACUACGAGUCAGUACCUCAUCCGGCAAGCAGAAACAACAGUAGAUGAAGAGACAUUACCUGGCAAGUUACCAGAGACCCCUCUUAGGACAGAACCUCCAUCUUCUUACAAGGUGAUGUGCCAGUGGGUGGAAGACUUGAGAAAAGGGUUGUGCAGAUUCUGGUUUCGAUCUUUACCCAUCUUCUUUAGUUUGAUGGAAGUCAUUGUAGUUGGAGUUGUUGGAGCAGCUCUUAUUCUCAAAGUCUUAAAGGUGAUUUUCCCUUCCUGUGAAAACAAAGGCAUCCUUCUCCUGGAUGAAGUCAGCUUUGUACCUGUGCUUACCAUCAGCUUGCCUUCAGAUCUUCCAGACAGAAAAAAUCAUUUAGAUGAGAAAACAUGUACUUAAUACUGUGUUUACCUUGGAGUUACUGUUUUUUUUUAAAAAAAUAUUUUAGUUCACCUGAAAUUUGGCACUUGAUCUUAAUACCUUGUUUGUUUCCUACUAAGAAGACUAAGUCGGUUGAUUAAUUGGUAAAGGGACACUCAGGUUGAGGCCCA